Messenger RNA from Annulohypoxylon truncatum, 2844 nucleotides. RefSeq names its product peroxin 8. The transcript has a single exon. Bases 482 to 2620 code for a protein of 712 amino acids. NCBI's taxonomy places the organism in Eukaryota, Fungi, Ascomycota, Sordariomycetes, Xylariales, Hypoxylaceae. The record is from RefSeq and is a predicted model, not a curated record.
CACGGUAUUGUGGCCAUCUGGCGCUUCAGGUUGUUGCCCCCAAAAUGGGCAAUAUUCUAAGAUGGUGGUAUUCACUCGAAACAGGUUGAUUCCAUUAAAAUCGACAUUUACAAAGAGGUUGUGGAGUUCAGAGCUGAAAGAUGGAAUGACAGGGGCCACACGGCGGGAAGCUCCCGCGGUCGGGGCCACUACAGGGAACAAGUUAGGUUCAAUUGACGUCGUGCCUCGGUAAAAUUCGGACGGUAUGCCGACUAGCCAGCUAGCGUUUAGCGUGUCCACCUACCUAAGCUUCCAUAUGAUACAGGGCAGCUACGACGACUGCUGUUAUUCUAACACUCCAUCAUUACCGACAUUUAAGCAUAAAUUUUAAUCCAGACAACCUUCAAGGUUCAUUCGACGAAUAAUGAAAUGAAGGUAUAGAGUCUUCGGUGCGUAGGACACUGGUUCUCGAAGAUCGAAAAUCGAAAUCCGAGACGCGAAAAUGCCGGCCGAUCGGUUGUUGACAACGGUCCUACGGGCCUAUCAUGACGUUCCCAAUCCGGUCGAGACGGACAAGAUAUUCGGGACGACGACUACCCUCCUAACUAAUCUAAACAAUCCGCUUAAUCUCUCUCUACUCACUUCACAUUUCCUUACCGCGCGUUCAAUAUGGCAGGCCCCGGACGGACUACGUACUUGUCUGCGUAUCAUCAGCGUGUACAACACCGCCGCCAUCCACGUACGGAAGAAUGAGCUAGAGAAUGCGAACAAUUCAAGAGUAGGGAUACCGGUAGGAAGUGGCGUCAGUAGCGAAGAUUGGGCACGUGCAAUCGCGAAGGGGGCCGAUGAUCGAUCGAGUAGAUGGCAACAUACGCUGGUCUUAACCGGUGUUCUGAUGGGUAUGGAGGGUGACGAUAGAAGAUCGUUGUCGUGGAGUUUACGGUCGAUGCUCGAAAGAGCCGUCACUACAGCUGCAAACCUAGCUCUACACAACCCCCAGGAGUCGGGGCCGCUGGGGCGUGGUGCUGUCGUUCUGGCAUUGACAUACGCGGUUCCUCUCCUAUCAGACUCGGCCAAACAAUUAUUAAAUGGAAACGUCCUCCUACCAGCAAUCAUCGAAGCAAUGCUCGGAGAUGAAGGCUUCCAACAUGGCGACUUCAUCUCAUCCAUUUUGCGAGAUAUUACUCCAGGAAAGAUUAUAUCAUGGCGUACGAAUUCACACUCCGUCACCAGACUCCAGAUACUUGAGAAUCGACCUUUAACCCAGAAUAUGGGACCUCUAUCACGGCUUGUACCAUUCGCUGUUCAACAUACCACCGACCCCAAUAUAGUGCUUCAAGCCCAGAAAGAUCUACUUGGUUUCACGGCUGGAUUGUUGGAUAAAUGGACCCAUUGCCCCCUCUCCGCUAUCGACCUGUCAGUAGAAGCUGCAGCUCUCUCGCUCGAGACGCUCCAAGGCCCCCAUUUAAGACUAUGGCAGCUAUUCAAGAAGAUCAUGUACGCCGUAGUUGCUUCCCUCCAGCCUAUGGUCGGGCGUUGUCUCCUGGAUCCGUAUAUGAGGAAUGAUGCGAUAGCCCCGACCGUAGCUGCGCAGACGUUGCACACCCUACGCAACUUAUCCUUUAUUUCCACACGGCAAGGGGCAGGCUCAUUUCAGGUGUACGAGUUUACCUACCUCACUUCCCUAGACAUUAUCACACGUUAUCCGGAUGCUUGCGUGUCCUUCCUCCAAGACACUCAACCGCCUCCGACAAGCAAUGUGGUACCAUCACCAACGAUCCAAGCCCUAAGCCUCUUCUACCUAAACACGGCGGAGCACCUCCCAUUCUCGUUACCCACACCUGCGUGCGAGAACCUUAUCAUCACGCCCGCAACGGCAUACCUCUCUCCCACAACUUCCUGGCUCUCCAGCCCCGCCAACAUGCCUCCAUCAUCCCUAACGCUCGAACUCUUCGAGUCGGCGCACUCAUCCGUGCUCUCAGCGCUCUCGUGUCCGCAGCACAGCCCCCUCGCCGCCUCCCUCAUCCCCUUCUACAUCGACGCCCUGCUCUCCUCCUUCCCGUCGCGCAUCUCCCCGCGCCAGUUCCGCCUCGCCUUCCGCACCGUCAUGCAGAUCACCAGCCCGCCCUUCCCCAUCUCGGCCUCCGAGCCGGAGCUCUCCGAGACGCUGCUCGAGAUUCUCCGGUUCCGCGCCGCUUCCGCCUCGACGCAGCCCCUGCCGCCGCCGCCGAACGAGCCCGCCGCCGCCGCCGCCGUCGGGGUUGGCGGCGCUAAGAAGGAGGGGGGCGAGGCCGGCCCCGUCUCCGAGCAGUCGGCCCUCGUCCUCGCCAUCAUCGAUGCGCUACCCCACCUCCCCCUCCACGCCGUCGAGGAGUGGCUCACGCGCGCCGCAGAGAGCAUGAACGCCGUCGCCGACCCGGCCAUGCGCGAGGUCGCCCGCCGCCGCUUCUGGGAUGUUUUGGUUAGCGGCGAGAUGGACGUUGAGCGCGGCGCCGUCGGCGUCGCGUGGUGGGGCACCAACGGCGGUCGCGAGAUGGUGCUUUUUGGACGGCCGCGUGCUGCUGCUGCCGCCGGUGGGGGGGAGGAGUUCUUGAUGAGUGGUGCGUUGUUGGAGACGGGGAGGGAGGGGAGUAGGUUGUAACUUGUAGGUUGGGGAUUGUAGGGGGUGAAGUUCCGUCCAAGUUGGUCAUAUAUGUAUGGUCUCGGUGCGUUCGAGAUGGAUAUAUGAUAUAUCCGUAUUUGCAAGUACCUACCUACAUAUCUAGCAAAUAAGGUACAUAGAGAAAAGUUAACUUAUGUACCUAUCAUAUACCUCCUCGAAUUGAUGUCAAUAAUUGUAUACAUAUAUCACGUAUACCACGUACA